Megalops cyprinoides (Indo-Pacific tarpon) is the source of this 2687-nucleotide messenger RNA. RefSeq lists its product as uncharacterized. Bases 21 to 1805 code for a protein of 594 amino acids. The record is from RefSeq and is a predicted model, not a curated record. The transcript has 5 exons. Lineage: Eukaryota; Metazoa; Chordata; Actinopteri; Elopiformes; Megalopidae.
UUGUUAAAAUAGGAGCAGGAAUGAAUGAAAUUCCUGGGGAAUGUUGGAGUCAUUCAAAUGCAUUGUCAUCAUUUGAUACCCAUGUUACAUCUGAAAUCACAGAUUCCUUGGAAAUGCCUGCCCUUUAUGGAGACCGUAUCGGGAAGGCUAUUGAAAACACUUUAGGCGAGGAGGAGAACACUAUUGUUUCUUUGCCCACAGAAGCUGAAACUAGACCCCUGAUAUCAGAUCACAAAUCUAGAAAGUCAGCAUUGAAGCAAAGUUGUAGCCAAGGAGAGGACAAGAGAGAGAAGAAUGGGGAAGUAGGAAGAACAUUUAGCCGUAGCAGAAGUAGAAAAACUGUAUCAGGGAAGCCUUCUGGAGAUGAAAUGGUACAAGGAGAGAGUGGAGUGGUGUUAGUGGAACCUGGAAAACAAUACAAGCCAACUGGGAAAAGUGUAAGAGCAGGAAAAGGGAUGAAGGUUAAGCAAAGAGAAAAAUUAAGACAGACAGACAUCCACAGAAGUAGGGACCAAAGGAAGUCUCUAGUAGGGGAUGAGAGAGAUUUCCAAGAACUACAUAAGAAGAACGACCUGCCAAAAAUAUCAGGUUGUACUUCUCUAUCAUCCCGCCUGAAGCGAAGACACUCUUGCCCUGAGGUUCCCUCAUCUCCUAUUGACAGCUUUUGCACUGCCCUUGUGUCACCUUCAUCCCCACACAGCCGAUUUCCCUGCUCAUCCGCAUACCACAAGCCCCCUAGUCUUUCCCGUCCUUCAUCAGCCAAACGUGCUCGACGACAUACGGUUUGUAGCCUGGAAGUGGAAAGAGAAAUUGUCCCUCGAUGUCUGCGGAAGGAAGUCUACCCCAUAGGGCCUGGUGGGCAGUACGGGAGCCCCUCUCGUCUCUGCCCCAUCUUACGUUCUUCAGCUUCCCUCAUGGCCCUCACCUCCUGCUUUCUGUCAAGCCCCCAGGCCUUCCUCAUUAGGAAACCGCAAGAAAGAGGCAAUAUUGCCAACAGUGAUAGUAAUAGGUGUAGCAUAACUUCAUCUUCCUCCUGCAGCACUGCCGUCCCCUCCUCGUCAUCCUCCUGUCUUGCCACCUCUUCAGCCUGGUUCCCUCUGUUCCCUGCCACCACCUCCACUGUUCUCCCCAAGUGUGAGUCCACUGCUUCCAGUUCUUUCUUCUGCAGUGCACCCUCACCAAGAGAUGGCCAAAGCAAGCUGAAGCAGGAGGAUGCUGUGGAAAAGAACUGUUUCAGUCUGGAACUGGAGACCAGUGAGAGAUAUGAAGAGAAGUCAUGGUCAGACUCUGAAAUCAAGGUGGAGAGUGCGAAGCAAGGGGAACAUGGGAAGGUGUCGCGAAUUAAAAUUCGCAAAACUGUCCCCAAACCCCCUAACAAUCUCACCCCCAUGGGGCUGCCUAAACCUGUCAGACUGAAGAAGAAAGAGUUCAGCUUGGAGGAGAUAUAUACAAACAAGAACUUCCGUCAACCACCUGAAGGGCGGCUAGAGACAAUAUUCGAGGUGCCAGUCAGCUGCAGAGAUGGAUCAUUGUCUCUGAUUGGUCAGAGAAAAGUAAAACGAUUGGUGGAGUUCCCAGAGGUAGGCGUACCCAGGAAACCCAGAAGGCCUCUUGUCGGGACUGGAAGCGGUGUUUCGCGGAAAGUUGGCGAAAGCUCAGGUUUGGCCAGAACGCGGCGAGGGGGAAGCGAUAAAGCCAAAGAAGAUCGCUCUGUCACUUUGCAGGACAUUGAGUCACUUCUUUGUUCCAAGCUUGACCAGUUGGGUAACUGGAUUGCAUUGGACGAAAAGGAUCCGUCCGUCUGAGUUUCAGAACACUCUAAUGGAAGCAGCGUUUUUGAAUACUAAUCAAGUUUAUCAUAUAUAUUUGUUCAGUCUGAAUGCAGGUUGACAGGGAGGCAAGUUUAUUGGUAUCUAGACACUGAGCUUUGAUUUUAAAUAUCUUGAGUAUUAAUGAGAAAGACUCUCCCAUUUUCCAUUCUGCAUUUGAGCAUGCAGCUCUUCUACCAUUCAUUGGUUUUUCCUCUAAAUGGAACCUUUUUUUCCCCUCAGUAACUUAUCACUUGUAUGUUUUUUUGUUUUAUUUUUUGUAUAGUUAUGACCCUUAACUAUAGGCAUCCUCAUAUCAUGACUCAUGUGUGGGAUUCAUGAUUCAAGUCCAAGUUGUCAUCUGUUGUUAAAAUUUAAGUGGCACACCUGCAUGUGUGUGUGUGUGUGUGUGUGUAAGGUGUAACUAUAUUAUGCUAUUAUAGAAGCUGCAUUUUUUCUGUUACAACAUGUGACACAAAAAGUCAAAAGAAACACAGCUAUUUGAUAACCUGUUGCUUUGCAUUUCCUAUGCUGACAAUAUGAGAAGGUUGUGAACAUUCUGGAUUGGAGGUUUGGGCUCUUGGCCAUAUUAAUGCUGCUUGAUAGGUUGUGUUUAUCUUCUGAUGACUCACCAAUGUCACUUCUUGGAAACCUUAGUGUUAGGAUUAAAUGUAAUACAAAAUUAUGAAUGUAAACCACACUGCUUCAGUAUUAGGAGUUGUAGGUGUCAUUUAACAGGAAUGUGCCACGGACUUCUGUUUCAAAGUGGUUGGCCCUGCAUCAGUUUUGUAAGUGUGUUUGUUAAACUGCUUGUUUGUGUUACAACUUGAUUACACUGCUGUACAGUAAGGUCUAAUGUGAAGUGUAUUUGCUCUCAAU